AUGUCCGAUUUGUCAGCACAGCUUUCGGCGUUCAAGAGUAAAAUCAGAAGCGGGCCUUCUGUAAGUGUUGCCAGACGAGCGGUUCAACCCAAGAGAGAUUCUUCUACUGUUUCAUCUCCUGAAAAUGGUGUAUCUUCACCUUCAAAACGGAAGACGGGACUGUCCUCUUUGAAAAGCGAAAAUAGCCUGACAGAAUCCAUUGUGAAGCUGAUGAAAAGACAAAAGUUGGCUCUGAAUAGUGAUGGUUCUGAUAUGACAUCUUCACAUUUAUCUACUUUGUUGCACUUGGCUGUGGAAUAUAUUAAGGAGCAUGAUACCCCCAUUAGUGUUGGCAUGUUACAGAAUUACUUGCUGUUUGAUGGUUCAGGAAAGUUUUUGGAAUUGCUUUCAAACGUUAAUAGAGUCAAGUAUGAUGAGGUCAACAAAACUUUAGAGUACGUUUCGUUGCAUAACAUACGCUCUGCAGAUGAUUUGCUUAACUUCUUACGCAGCCAGCAAACUUUCAAGGGAACUUCGGUCAAGGAGUUGAAGGACGGUUGGGCAGGUUGUUUAAAUGCCAUAAAUCAAUUGGAAAGUGAUGGAAAAAUCUUAGUAUUGAGAAAUAAAAAGGAGAAUGCUCCUCGUUUGGUAUGGGCCAAUCAAGGUGGACCCUUGGGAGGCAUUGAUGACGAAUUCAAAGAGAUGUGGAUUGGUGUCAAGUUACCAGAACCAGAUGAUUUGUACCAAGCUUUGAUAGACCACAGUCUUAAACCUACUGGUGCUGAUCCCGCACUUAUAAAGAAGAAGCCUCAACAGCAAGAAAAGAAGCAAAAGAAGGCCAGACGAGGAAAGAUUACUAACACACACAUGAAGGGAAUUUUGAAGGACUACUCACAACUUGUAUAA
Molecule: messenger RNA, 885 nt
Organism: Lizanozyma spartinae
Lineage: Eukaryota; Fungi; Ascomycota; Pichiomycetes; Serinales; Debaryomycetaceae
Product: transcription factor TFIIE subunit
Exons: 1
Coding region: 1-885 (294 amino acids)
Biological process (GO): transcription initiation at RNA polymerase II promoter
Cellular component (GO): transcription factor TFIIE complex
Source: RefSeq, a predicted model, not a curated record